Messenger RNA from Orbilia oligospora ATCC 24927, 786 nucleotides. RefSeq lists its product as uncharacterized. Lineage: Eukaryota; Fungi; Ascomycota; Orbiliomycetes; Orbiliales; Orbiliaceae. The record is from RefSeq and is a predicted model, not a curated record. Gene Ontology annotation, molecular function: protein binding. The transcript has a single exon. The coding region runs from base 1 to 786 and encodes 261 amino acids.
AUGGCUGAUGUCAUUUUAACCAUAGGCGCAGUGGAACAACGUCAAAAGUACUACGGACAUGAGUUGAUUCUAAGCACGGCUUCAGAGUAUCUCGGGCAGCUAUGUCGCAAUUGCAAAGAAAGGGCAAUAGACGGCAGAAAGGUCAUAUACCUUCCACAGCUUAACCCGGAGGCUAUGGAAAUAAUUUUGCGUUGGAUAUACGGUGACCGGCGUCCUUUCAGCGGCGUUGAUUGCCCCCUAUUAGUCAGUCACAUUGUUUUCGCUGCAUCUAAUCUUGGUCUUGAAGCUUUGGGAAGGCCUGCGCUUGAUUACCUCGGAGAUUUGGUCGAUAAAACAACCGAUAAUGAAAAAAGUGGCGUUGCAGUUACCGGAAACGAGAGGACCACCAAUGCAAGUGCUUUCACCGAACCUCUAGAUUAUUGGAAGCUCAUUAGGGACAUUUGCAACUGGGCAUACGGAUGGGAUACUGAUGAACUUUUAUCCGUCAUGGGUGAUCUUACCACGACUUCUCCAUCACCGCCGAAGUGGCUGGCCGAUAUGUCAACUGAAUUGAAUCCUACACUACUUGCGAUGCUUCUACUGGGAAGAGAGCAAAGACUACGGAAUUUAUCUUCUUGCGAUGAUUGUCAACCACUACCAAUGAAAGGAUUGGACCUAUCGGAUGAUCGUUACUCUGAGUGCGUAGGCUGUGAAGUAAUCGAACCGGAACUAUGCGAACGGAAGUUGUUAAACUGGAUACGGUUACUCUUAAAUGCCACCAUCAGAGAGUUUCAAUUGUUGAUUUAG